Molecule: messenger RNA, 1155 nt
Organism: Mytilus trossulus (common blue mussel)
Lineage: Eukaryota; Metazoa; Mollusca; Bivalvia; Mytilida; Mytilidae
Product: neurotrypsin-like
Exons: 8
Coding region: 1-1155 (384 amino acids)
Cellular component (GO): membrane
Source: RefSeq, a predicted model, not a curated record
AUGAGGGACUGUGGACAUCAAGACGAUAUUGGAAUCCAAUGCUUUAGUGCUUGCCCAGAAACAGGUCAGUUGCGUAUUAUUGAUGGAGCACAAGAGCACGAAGGGCGACUAGAAAUUUUUUUGAAUGGUGCAUGGGGAACCGUUUGUAAUAAUUACUUUGACGAUAUUGACGCCACAGUAGCAUGUUAUAAUCUUGGAUAUUGUUCUGGAAAUGCAUUAUCUUCUAAUCUCAUUGUCAACGGACUCGGUACUAUAUGGAUUGAUGAUUUGAAAUGUUCUGGUAUAGAAAAUAGAUUACAAACCUGUACACAUGCCUCUAAACCGAAUUGUAGAGCAAGCGAGGAUGUUGGGGUAAGAUGUUCUGCUUCCUGUCCAACUGCAGACAAAAUGAAUCAACUGAUAUGGAUUAUUUUCCUUACUGAGAUAAAAUUAGCAUUCCUCGUCAAUGGUCAGCUUUCAGGUAGUUUGCGUUUAACUGCGGGUUACGCUGCGAACGCAGGGCGAUUGGAAAUCUUUCAUAACGGUGAAUGGGGGACAGUUUGCGAUAACCACUUUGAUAACAUCGAUGCAACAGUAGCUUGUAAAGAGCUUGGAUAUUGUUCAGGAAUCAUGCAUCAGGCAGAUCGUAUAAGUGAUGGUCACGGUGCCAUCUGGUUAACUGACGUAAAUUGCACUGGUUCAGAGAGAAAAUUGCUGCAUUGUGCAUACAAUGCCGAUUCAACGCGAUGUCGUCAUUAUGAAGAUGUGGGAAUUCAUUGUUUUCUCAGCUGUUCAACAGAGGAAGAUGGUGGUUUGCGUAUAACUGCGGGUUACGCUGGACAUCAAGGACGCCUAGAAAUUAAGUAUAGAGGUGAAUGGGGAACAGUUUGUGGUAAUCACUUUGGAAAUGUUGAUGCAGAAGUAGCAUGUAAACAGCUCGGAUAUUGUUCUGGAAUUAUGCAGCCUGCAACACUUAUACGACAUGGUCAGGGACCAAUAUGGUUAAAUGACGUAAAUUGUUCUGGUUCUGAAAGUAAAUUAUUGGACUGUCAUUUCAAUAAUGUGACAAAACAAUGUUAUAAUUGGCAUGAUAUUGGUGUGCAUUGUUUUAUCAACUGUACAACAGAGGAUGAAGGUAUGAAAGUCGAAACAAACAUGUUACGCAUUGUGUUCUAG